Messenger RNA from Vitis riparia (riverbank grape), 1189 nucleotides. Its product is annotated as NADH-cytochrome b5 reductase-like protein. Gene Ontology annotation, molecular function: cytochrome-b5 reductase activity, acting on NAD(P)H. Bases 47 to 1027 code for a protein of 326 amino acids. The transcript has 13 exons. The record is from RefSeq and is a predicted model, not a curated record. Lineage: Eukaryota; Viridiplantae; Streptophyta; Magnoliopsida; Vitales; Vitaceae.
CUCACUUCACGCCAUCCCCCUCCUAGCUUCUGUCAUCUCCAUCGCAAUGGCGCUCUUCUUCAAGAGACUCGCUAAGGCCGCCCCAGUCGCAUUCACCAAUGCCUUUGGUGGUCAACCCAAGUCCGGUGCACGCAAUUUCCGUAUACCCUUUGGAGCAAUUGCAGCAGUUUCUGGUGGAAUCUCAUAUUACUGCUUUUCUUCAGAGAAUUUGGUUCAUUUAGAUCAAAUUAAUGAAAAUGCAGGUCCAAAAGUUGCACUAAAUCCAGAUAAAUGGCUUGAAUUUAAGCUUCAAGACACUGCAAGUGUCAGCCACAAUACCCAAUUAUUCAGGUUUUCAUUUGAUCCUACUGCCAAGCUGGGUCUUGACAUUGCUUCAUGCAUUCUUACGAGGGCUCCAAUAGGACAAGAUGAUGAAGGAAAAAUAAAAUAUGUCAUUCGCCCGUAUACUCCUAUAUCAGAUCCAGAUUCCAAGGGUUAUUUUGAUUUAUUAAUAAAGGUGUAUCCAGAAGGGAAAAUGAGUCAGCAUUUCUCACAUUUGAAACCGGGUGACAUUAUAGAAGUGAAAGGGCCCAUUGAAAAGCUCAGGUAUACUCCAAAUAUGAAGAAACAAAUUGGCAUGAUUGCAGGUGGCACAGGCAUCACUCCAAUGCUUCAGAUCAUUGAAGCUAUACUGAAGAAUCCUGAUGACAAGACCCAAGUAUCACUCAUUUAUGCUAAUGUAUCCCCAGAUGACAUACUGCUCAAAAAGAAGCUUGACAUGCUUGCAGCUACCCACCCAAAUUUGAAGAUAUUCUACACUGUAGAUAAUCCAUCAAAUAAUUGGAGAGGAGGUACUGGAUAUGUAUCAAAGGAUAUGGUUGUGAAAGGCUUGCCAGCUCCCAGUGAUGAUUCUCUUAUCCUUGUAUGUGGUCCUCCUGGAAUGAUGAAGCAUAUAUCUGGUAAUAAGGCAAAAGAUUACUCACAAGGAGAGCUCACAGGCAUACUCAAAGAGCUUGGAUACACGGAAGACAUGGUUUACAAAUUUUGAAGUCUAGAGGCCAUUUAGAAUCUGGAGUAUUGAACUCAAAUUUUGUGUAAUAAAUUAGUUUUGAAGAAACAGCGAUUGCUGGAACCCAAAAGGGCAAUAGAUCGAGAUCAAAUAAUGAUGGAAACCUAUUUCCAACAUAAAAAUGCUACAUCUUGCAGCACC